UCUCUCCUUGAAGGGCAGUUGAGACAAUCCAGUCCCCAAUCUAGAAAUAAUCUUAACCUGCAGCGGCUUUUGCGUUGGAGCUCGUUGGCCCUUCAAUUUCAAUCUGUCCAAAUCUACUUCAUGCCUAGGAGAAGAGACUUGCGAGUAUGUGCAAUAAGAUGAGCAAUAAAGAGAAGAUGAUGGCUGCUCUUUUAGAUUUGAGUUCUGUUGGUGUUGUUGUCGUCUUUUUUGGUUCUUUUCUCACUGUUUUUCAGCACCAGGAAGCAAGGAAGGUAGGGAGAGCUGAUGAGGAUGCUAAACUCAAAGCCUAUUUAAGUAGAGAAAUAUUGUAGGUGAGAAAUUCCAAAAGAGAAAAGAGAGAAAACAUGAGAGAGAAAGAGAAUAAUGAGACCAGAGGUUGACAAGUUUCCUGUCACUGUUAUUGGAAGGUCAUUUGUCCUUGUGGAGAUUUUCUUCUCUGGGAUCUCCUUGUCCUCCUUCCAAGCCUCAACCUUUCCCCUCUCCCUCUCCUCCUCCUCCUCCUUCACCUCCUCUUAUCUCUCUAUCUUUGUGAGAGAGGUGCCUCCGACGCCCAGAUGAAGAUCUGGGUCGUUUUCUUCUUCCAAUGUUCUUCCACAGCAGCUUAAAUUUUUUCCUCUGGAAUCAUCGCUCGCUCAAAGAGGCCUCACAAUCUGGAGCAAUAAUUCUGCCGUGAAAGUAGAUAAUUGCGGAACGGACAAAGGUGGCUCCUUCGACUUCGCCUGGUCAUGAUCUUGCCUUGAUGAGUGAUGUGAACUUGAACGAUUUUUUUGAUUUGAAAGGAAUGGGAACAAAAGUGCACUGCAAAAGCUACCUUCCUGGGUUUCCGCCGCCAGGGGAUCUAAACGAAGAUUCCAACUUCAGCUGGACACUGUUUUGUGAACACAAAUCUAUCGGCAGACAACUGUACAACGAUUUCCAGCCAAGGGGAGUUGGAAGCUGUUUGGCAUAUGACAAAGACAUGUUGAAGAGAACAAUGCUAGAACAUGAAGCUAUAUUCCAGAAUCAGGUUUAUGAACUUCAUCGUGUUUAUAGAAUACAGAAGGAGCUGAUGCAUGAGCUUAAGAAAACACAAAUGAACGGAUAUUCCCAGACUUCGAAUUCGAGCAUGCUUGUAUCUAGAUUGCGUUCUGAGUUGGAUGAAAAGGGAUGGCUUGCACCUCAUCAACCUCUAAUGACUAAACCAAAUGUUAUACAAGAUAGCGAGGACGACAAAGUCUCUUUGCACUUUCUGAAUAAAGACAUGACUCCAAGGAAACAUGGGAAAUGUGUUGAGAGUGACAAACCAGAGGAAACUGAGCCCAAGAAAUUUACUGGAAGAAUUUUGGAUCUUCAUCUCCCUGCUGAUGUUUACAUAGAAAAGGAGGUUACUGAAAAAAUUGAAAGAGAAAAUAUUCAUGGCAUCGAGGCUGAAAAUGGUGUCAAAUUAACUCUUGGCAGCAUCGAUAUUCAUGGAUUCAGAAAAGGUUGCUUAAAAUCAAAUUGGGAUUCUGAUGAUCAAUCAGUUCAUAGUUUGGCUGAUCUGAAUGAGCCUAUUACAGAGUCUUGGGAGAAUGAGGCUGUCAAUUCAAAUAUACAUAAAUUGGAUGGUGUGAAUGUACUCUCCAAAGAACUUGAAAAGCCUUGUUUAUUGACAGAAUCAGAAUCAAAAACGAAGUUUCCACAUAUUUAUCUCUCCAAUAAUGAUGGCGCAAACAGCCUCGAUGCAGAGACAGUUGGGAUAAUACAAGAACAACAGACACUCAACGAUUGUGCUGGGCAAAGUAUCGCCGAUACCAAUGAAUGCCCAAGUUCCUCUGAGCAACUAAAGUUGAAAUUUGAUAAAUCUGAAGAAAAUUACUUGCUUGAGCAAGAUGAAAUAAGGACUUGGUUUCGAGAGAAAACUAUCUGCAUUGAAAAUUCUGCUAAUCCAGGUCUACCAACUAGCUUGAAUAAUCCUAGACUUAAAGCUUCUCAGGUCACUCCGUUAUCGGCAGCAUAUCCACCAGCUCCAGCUUGCACAAAGCCAAUGCAGAUUAUUGGCCAACCUCCAGUCUCACUUCAAGCAUUACCUUGUUUCAAGAGCUACAAUGGUUAUUCACAGCCACACAGGGGACUUGAUAAUUUAGUCUUAUCCCACACUAGUGGGUAUCGUCAUGCCAUUCAAAUGAACUUGACUUCUUUGGCUAAUAUACAACAUCUGCAGAGCAACCUUGGAAAAUCAAAUCUCAGUGACAGUAAUGGUAGUUCACCAUAUGAAAGCUCCCAAAACCAUGAACUCCAAAGACCCUUCAAGGACUCAAAGUUCGGAAAUUUUGAGUCUCUGAAGGGUUUGAAUUUGAACCAGGCAAUUCUGUGUGGAACUCAAGAUGGUUUUGCAGACCAAGAAAAUUUAGUUAGGAAGCAUGAGGAAGCCCCUGACAAAUUUAUUUGGCCUAGAGAAUGGUCAUCUUGCAAUGGUCAUGCUGACAGAAAAGAAAAUGACACUAGAUCCAAUGUGCAUUUCAAUGCUGAAUUUAGAGGAUUAGAAAUCAAAAGCCUGGAUGCUGAUCUUGCAAGCAAUCUUGGAAAAGGAAAAGGAUUUAGAAAUUGCAGUCAAGGUUUAGAAAGCGAGAUUAAUUUGAAUUGUGAGGUAAUACCUGUUACCGAAAAUAAACUGUGUGAAGCUUCAACUGAAGGUAUUCCAUCUUCACUUCCUAUGGCUGCGGCUGUUGGCAAAUUGACUUGCCAAAUUGAUCUGGAAGUACCAGCUGAUGAACUGGAAGACAAUGAUAUGGAUGUCUAUAUCAAUCAACCAAUUGCUGCAGCAGUUAUGUCAGCGGAGAAGAUAUCCUCCCUGGAUGUUUGCAUCAAAUCAGCUGCAGAUGCAAUUAUUUCAAUGUCCAUAGAUGCACAUAAUCAUUUAGAUAAUAUCACGAGUAUUCCCUCCGCACCAGCUACUUGUGAUUCCUUGCAUUUGUUAGCAAAGAUAGCUACAUGUAUCGUGGAGUCAUUUGAAGCUUCUGGUGAUGACGGAUUGGAUUUCUUCGAGUCAAUGACAUUGAAACUGGAUGAACUCAAGGCAGAUGAAUACAGUUGCAAAUCUUUCAAACACGAGAAGCCAAAGGAUGAUGAGAAGUCUACUUGCUCAAUGCUUUCAAGGUCUAGAAGGGCUCAGGCAAAGAAGAGAACGCAAAGGAGAGAUUUCAAGAAAGAUGUCCUUCCAGCACUCACAUCAUUGUCCAAGCAUGAAGUGACUGAGGAUCUUCAAGUGCUCGGAGGGAUAACGAGAGCUUCAAAGUUGCAACUGACUGGUUCUACAAAGACAAAAAGGAGCAAACACAAGACAAGUUCUCAAAGGGGGCGAAGACAAGCGAGAAGUUUGGCCAUUGCAAUUGCAGAAAUGCACAAUAGUCCCCCUCGAACACUACCUAUUCACACAGAAUUGGAGAAUGCUAGGAGUAGCAUAAUGGGAUGGGGGAGGACUACUAGAAGAUGUCCGAGACAAAGAACAGCUAAUGCCGCGGCUCCCUAGGAGUAUUGUUUUAGAGCACAAGAAUCCUUGUCAUUGUCAAGGAAUAACAGUUUUCUGAGUUAAAACAGUAGCUUUAGAGAUGACAAGCUCUGUAAAUGUUGGUCUUGAUUUGGACCCAGUAUCACUGGCUUUUAGGUAGUUUUGUAGAUUCCAUGCAAUAAUUUGUUGAUGAUUUCUACAAGAAUAGGACAGCAGUUUUUUCU
This is a messenger RNA of Zingiber officinale, 3714 nucleotides long. RefSeq lists its product as uncharacterized. Lineage: Eukaryota; Viridiplantae; Streptophyta; Magnoliopsida; Zingiberales; Zingiberaceae. The record is from RefSeq and is a predicted model, not a curated record. The transcript is spliced from 5 exons. The coding region runs from base 761 to 3511 and encodes 916 amino acids.